Molecule: messenger RNA, 1355 nt
Organism: Cherax quadricarinatus
Lineage: Eukaryota; Metazoa; Arthropoda; Malacostraca; Decapoda; Parastacidae
Source: RefSeq, a predicted model, not a curated record
AACCUUAAAUCGCAUUUAUUUAAUGUUCAUCUACCUUCUGAAUUUUUUUUUCCUUCAGACGACGUCGUACAGAGUUUGCCAAUCUGGUGAUGACGUCUUGCCGUAAGCUGCGUGCCACCCACCGCCCCGAACCACCAGACCUCGCCCACACACUCACACACCGUCUACCCCCGCUCCUCGCCUCUAAAUACGAGCGCAUUCUGAAGGACCUCUUCCAGGAGUUACGACAACGAGAAGUACAGCCGGUCCUCAUGAAGCCUCUAGGCACAUUCGAAAGGUAUGAUGUGAUGGGCGUGGAGCGAGUACCGUGGGUAGGGCAGGAGAGACGAGCCUUGAGCCGUGCCAUGGCCAGCUUCCCACCAGCAGUAAGAACAGUGAUGGCACAAGCACUCAGACCCCUCGACACGCUGAGUCUCGUCGACAUACAAGAUGGAGGCGGGGGCGUGGGUGUAGGAGAGGGCGUGGAGCUCAGCGUGUUGAUCACCAGGUGGCGUGCAGCAGCCAGGACGGGACGGGCCCAGCUACGUAGUACGUGGUUCCCCACGUCUCUCUCUGCCAUCCGCGAGGCCGCCUUAGCCACCAACCUCUCGCCCUCCCGCAGACACACUGUCAUGCACGCCUUCAAUAACCUGUUAGCGUCUAAGCUGCAAGAAGUGCUAAUUCGUAGCGUAGAGAACGUGCUUAAGUGGCUGGGGAGUGAAGAGGAGCCGUGGGUAGGACCCAGGAUUAAACUGUACUUGGUGCUUGAUGACAACCAAGUUGUGCUCAAUCCUGAUGAAGAGGCGCUCUAUUCGGCCUUCAUGGACCUAUUCAAAGAGCUGGACGACUGCGUGCAGCUAUAUCGUGGAACGUGGGAUGAGCCUCAGCCGCCCAAGGUGCCCAAGUGGCGUCUGCGAGUAGCAGAGAACGGCGAGGAAGGUGAGGCUGACGAGGUAACUCCUCCAUUACGGCCCUUACAACCCCGCCGCGAGACUCUGGUAGUCACACUCUCUGACCCACAAUGGAAGGGCUUCCGGAGCGCACUCUCCUCCAGCAUCCGGUGUCGCUUUGCUAAAGCUGCUGAGUUCUUGGAUCAGAUUUCGAGCGAGUGGUCGUCUGUGUUGAAUGGAGAAGUAAGGUGCCAAGUGGAUGAUUUCUUGAGUCAGGAUGCAGAACUGGACGAAUACGCAGGUCAAGUACAACAUUACUCAGCUUACGUUGAGCAGGCGAGUCACGUCCCAACCUCUGCAAUGCUCUAUGUCUUCAGAUUAGAGUACAAGUUUCUGCGACAGAGUUUACUGUUGGUGUCAUCGUCCUUCGUGUCAAUGCUGAGAGACAGACUCAUUGCUGAUCACCGUGAAAGAACACAGGGGUAA